Dictyostelium purpureum is the source of this 693-nucleotide messenger RNA. RefSeq lists its product as uncharacterized. Gene Ontology annotation, cellular component: cytosol. Gene Ontology annotation, molecular function: 1,4-dihydroxy-2-naphthoyl-CoA thioesterase activity. Bases 1 to 693 code for a protein of 230 amino acids. The record is from RefSeq and is a predicted model, not a curated record. The transcript is spliced from 2 exons. NCBI's taxonomy places the organism in Eukaryota, Evosea, Eumycetozoa, Dictyosteliales, Dictyosteliaceae.
AUGUUCAAAUAUAGAAGCGUUUUAAAGACAUUUUCAACCCUUAAUAAAUUAAAAUGUAACAAUAUUAAUUCAAAUGCAAUCAUAAACAGUGGUAAACUAUUCACACAAAAUAAUAAUUGCACCUUAAACAAUAGUAAUAAAUUUUUCACCACCUCUAAUAAUAACGACAUCAAUGCAUUAAAAUUAGAAGAGUUAAUUAAAUCAGAUUUAAUUCAUGAUAUGAAAUCAUUUUUAACAUUUAAAAAUGAAAAAGAUAUCCAAUUUACAUCCAAACAAUGGUUGGAUAUCUUAAAAUUAAGAGGAGGCAGAGGUUUACCAAAUUAUAUGGAUUUAGAUGUUGUUGAUGUUAAAGACGAUGGUACAGUCAAAAUGAAUUUAAAAGUUGGAAAACAUCAUGUUGCAUCAAACGGAUAUGUUCAUGCUGCAUCAGUAAUUUGUUUAGCCGACACUGCAUGUGGCUAUGGUUGUUUUUCCAAACUACCAAAAGGUGCCUUUGGUUUCACAACUAUCGAAUUAAAAUCAAAUUUCCUUGGCACUGCCGCAGAAGGUGAUCUUUUAGAAUGCGAAUCAACAUUAGUUCAUGCUGGUAGAUCGACUCAAGUUUGGGAUGCUAUUGUUAAACAUGGUAAUAAAACUUUAGCUUUAUUCAGAUGUACCGAAAUUGUACUUUAUCCACAACCAAAAAAAAACUAA